Messenger RNA from Oryza brachyantha (malo sina), 1546 nucleotides. RefSeq names its product myb-related protein 1-like. Bases 184 to 1248 code for a protein of 354 amino acids. The transcript has 7 exons. Lineage: Eukaryota; Viridiplantae; Streptophyta; Magnoliopsida; Poales; Poaceae. The record is from RefSeq and is a predicted model, not a curated record. Gene Ontology annotation, molecular function: DNA-binding transcription factor activity; DNA binding.
GGCAACUAGUCAUUGGAGGAGAGUUAGUUAGUCUGAAGAAGCCAAGGUUGUCUCACUCUCACAAGACCAUACAUAAUCCAAUCAAAGUCUUUGGUUACUACAAAUAGAGGCACUGAUAAAGCUGCAGAGGAUCUUGUCAGUACUGAUAAAUGUGCAGCCUAUUACAAGCAGACAUUUCAGUGCAUGACUGGAACUGAACAGAUGUAUCAUCAGCAACAAAUUCAGAGUGAAAACCAGCACCUGUCUUCACGGCCAGUUUUACCUCCGGAGAAGCAAUUUCUCCUGCAAGGAGGAACGGAUUCAUCAUCAGGGCUUGUCCUCUCAACCGACGCUAAACCUCGGCUCAAAUGGACGUCAGAGCUGCAUGAGCGUUUUGUCGAUGCAGUAACUCAGCUAGGAGGGCCGGACAAGGCUACGCCGAAAACAAUCAUGAGGCUCAUGGGAAUUCCUGGAUUAACCCUUUACCAUCUCAAGAGUCAUCUUCAGAAAUACCGACUUAGCAAGAAUCUUCAAUCUCAAGCCAAUGCUUCCCGUGCACAAGGUGUGUUAGGAUGUAGUGCGAUGGAGACAGAUAAACCAUGUGAAGGAAAUGGAUCACCAGCUAGUCACUUGGACCUAGAGAUGCAGACAAGCAGCAGUUCUGUGCACAUAAGCGAAGCCCUCCAGAUGCAAAUUGAGGUGCAGAGACGACUGCAUGAGCAACUAGAGGUACAAAGACACCUGCAGCUUCGGAUUGAAGCACAAGGCAAGUACCUGCAGUCAGUGCUGGAGAAGGCUCAGGAGGCACUCGGCACCAUCGGCGUAGCAGAAGCUGCUGCGAAUACCUCACCAUCAAAACGCCUCCAGAACGAGCACAGCCAUCGCCAUCAGCAACAGCAGCAGCAGCAGGUCGGCGAUGGAUCGGUGGACAGCUGCCUGACGGCCUGCGACUGCGAUGGCUCGCAUCACAGAGGAGGAGGAGGAAGAGGCGGCGAUCAGGACGUGCUGUCCAUUGGCCUGCCGCCGUUUGAGCCGGCAAGAUCAGGCAGGGACACGGAGCACUACCUGCUGUUUCCCGACGAGCCGAGCACACGACGACCAUGUUCAGAGGAACGGCGGCGAGAGAUCAGGAGAGACGGGUUCAACAGCGGCAGCAUCACGCUGCAGGCGUCGGAGCUGGACCUCAACAUCAACGACGGAAGCAGCAGCGGCAGGUAUCACUCUCACAGGCGCGAGAGGAUUGACUUGAACGGAUCAGGCUGGAACUGAUCGAUCGAGAAGAAGAAGAAGCAAGCAAGCAUGCAGUAGCAGCAAUAUAAUUGGGCACGUGAUAUGAUUCUUGCCUUGCUACGAGCACGAUGAGAUUAAGCCAAAGGUGGUGGUGCAUGCAUGCAUUGCCAUCAUGCUGUAUCCACUGUAUGAUCAAUAACGAAUGUGUCCUCUCUGAAUAUAUGUAAUCUAGUAGCAAAUGUAGAGAUUGAUCAUCAGGCAGUUUUUUAACGUAUGAUUUUGCCGUAACCUUGUAUUAUAUAGAUGAUGAUGUUUCUGUCAUAUACGUAUUACUAAA